Molecule: messenger RNA, 518 nt
Organism: Tripterygium wilfordii
Lineage: Eukaryota; Viridiplantae; Streptophyta; Magnoliopsida; Celastrales; Celastraceae
Product: cysteine proteinase inhibitor B-like
Exons: 1
Coding region: 28-441 (137 amino acids)
Molecular function (GO): cysteine-type endopeptidase inhibitor activity
Source: RefSeq, a predicted model, not a curated record
AAAGACACAGCUGCAGAACCAGGAGUCAUGGCUUUAAGGAGAGAAUUGUAUUUGGUUUCAAUGUUGUUUGUGAUAUCAAUAUUGAGCCAAGUGAGAGGGUACAGAGGACAAUUAGUUGGUGGCAAAAGUGAAGUGAGCGAUGUGAAGACCAACAAGGAGGUGCAAUCACUUGGGAGGUUCUCGGUGGAGGAGUACAACAGGUUGCAGCAGCAGGAGGAGGAGAAGAACGGCGGUGGAAGCCGGAAGCUGAUAUUCACGGAGGUGGUGGAGGCGCAGAGGCAGGUGGUUUCAGGGAUCAAGUACUACCUCAAGGUUUUAGCCAUGCAGAAUGGGGAAACUAAGGUGUUUGAGUCGGUUGUUGUGGUGAAGCCAUGGCUUCAUUCCAAAGAGUUACUCCACUUUGCACCUUCCACUACUGGUUUUAAAUUAUAUAUUAAUUAAUAUAUUUUCUAAUCUUUUUAGUCAUUGCAUUUAACUACGUGAGUCUAGGUAAAUAUCUGAGGGUCUAACCUUUUUUG